Elephantulus edwardii (Cape elephant shrew) is the source of this 989-nucleotide messenger RNA. RefSeq names its product RNA-binding protein EWS-like. NCBI's taxonomy places the organism in Eukaryota, Metazoa, Chordata, Mammalia, Macroscelidea, Macroscelididae. The coding region runs from base 66 to 785 and encodes 239 amino acids. The transcript has a single exon. The record is from RefSeq and is a predicted model, not a curated record.
GUGCGGGCCUAGAGGAAAAGCGAGAGGGAGACGGACGUUGAGAGAACGAGGAGGAAGGCAAGAAAAUGGCGUCCACGGAUUACAGUACUUACAGCCAAGCUGCAGCCCAGCAGGGCUACAGUGCCUACACUGCCCAGCCCACUCAAGGAUAUGCGCAGACCACACAGGCAUAUGGGCAACAAAGUUACGGAACCUAUGGACAGCCCACUGAUGUCAGCUAUACUCAGGCUCAGACCACUGCAACCUAUGGGCAGACUGCCUAUGCAACUUUUUAUGGACAGCCUCCUACUGGUUAUAGUACUCCAGCUGCCCCCCAGGCCUACAGCCAGCCUGUCCAGGGGUAUGGCACUGGUGCUUACGAUACCACCACUGCUACAGUGACCACAACCCAGGCCUCCUAUGCAGCUCAGUCUGCAUAUGGUACUCAGCCUGCCUAUCCAACGUAUGGGCAGCAACCAGCAGCCACCGCACCUGCAAGACCACAAGAUGGUAGCAAGCCUGCUGAAACAAGCCAGCCUCAGUCUAGCACAGGAGGUUACAACCAGCCCAGCAUGGGGUAUGGACAAAGUAACUACAGUUAUCCCCAGGUACCUGGGAGCUACCCCAUGCAGCCAGUCAGCGCACCUCCGUCCUACCCACCUACCAGCUAUUCCUCUUCACAACCAACUGGCUAUGAUCAAAGCAGUUACUCUCAGCAGAACACCUACGGACAACCAAGCAGCUACGGACAGCAGAGUAGCUAUGGGCAGCCAAGCAGCUAUGGACAGCAGCCACCCACUAGUUAACCCCCCCCCCCCAAACUGGAUCCUACAGCCAGGCUCCAAGUCAAUAUAGUCAACAGAGCAGCAGCUACGGGCAGCAGAGUUCAUUCAGACAGGACCACCCCAGUAGCAUGGGUGUUUAUGGGCAGGAGUCUGGAGGAUUUUCCGGACCAGGAGAGAACCGGAGCAUGAGUGGCCCUGAUAACCGGGGCAGGGGAAGAGGGGGAU